AUGCAGGGCAUUCAAGGGCAUCUCGUGAUGGAGCGUCACCACAGCGGACGUGCAGAAGUGCUCUCCGCUCCCGGUGGAGUGGGGCUGGACGUGGCUGCGUGCCUCAAAGCUGACGACGUGGACGCAGAGAGUCGCUGCGUCGGUCGGAGGAAACGUGCAGCUGGAGCAGGCGGUGCAGCAGGUAGCGCUCUUGCAGGAGCGGCUGCGACAGAGUUGUGCAAGGUGGUUUGUGGGGCGGCUACGCAGUGGCGACGGCUUGCUGCAGCCCCGCGUGGCUUGAUCGUCUCCAGCAAGAUGCUGGCGUCUUUGUUGGAGAAACCGAUUGCGAGAGGAGUCCAGAGGAGAGCUCGUGGCAUGGCGAUGGGUAGUAGGGCGGCAAGACUCCGUCCCGUGGUCGCCUCGAUGGAGACCAAGUUCGAAGUGCCUGCACUGCCUUUUGAGCAGCACAUGAAGACGCGACAGGCGCUGAACCAUCUCCCGGAUCUACUGCUGGACGGAUUUGCUAAGCUACUGGACGAGAAAUGCGUGAGUCAGCAAAGUGUAACGCGAGAAAACCUCAGCUCGACGAUCCGUGUACUGCUAGAGGAGGCUGGACUAUGGCAGGCGCAGCAGCGCAUUCAGCAAGAGGCAGCCCAAUCAAGUUCAACCAGCAUCGUUUAUCACUGGCAAUCAGAUGGGCGCUUUCAUCGGAUGCCGCAGGAUUUUGCUUUUCCACAGCUAGAUGCGCUAAGUGUGUGGCGUAUUUGGUGGCUUGGCCACCCUGCUGCCGGAUACCCGCCUUUUCGGGCGCUGCAGCCAUCUGACUUCACGAAGACCAACCGCAAGAUGUUUUCGGAAUGGACGGUGCUGGUCCGACAUAUCGUCGCUGGUGUGGAGGCAAUCGACUCCAAGCAAGCAGUAGAUAACCUCGAGGUUGCCAUGGCGGUCAAGGUGGGCGACACGGUGCUGGCGUACCACGGCGUGAUGAUCUACGACGCCAAGGUGCUGAAGGUGGACAAUGGACAGGGCGUGCAGCAGGAGCCGGGCGCCGGCGGCCAGGCGUCGGCCAGCACGCAGUACUACCUGCACUACCAGGGCUGGGCCAAGAAGUGGGACGAGUGGGUGCGCCACGACCGCGUGCUGGAGGACACGCCCGCCAACCGCGCGCUGCAGCAGAAGGCCAAGGAGGACAUGGCCAAGGCCAAGAAGGAGAAGCGCCUGGCCAAGAAGAAGAAGAUCAGCUCGGCCGGCGUGGACGCGCCCAGCGCGCGCAAGUCGCCGUUCAAGCGCCUCAAGCGCAGCGUCGAGAACGACUACGAGGAGUUCCCGGGCCCCGGGGAGGGCGGCAACAGCGACGAGACCACCUCGGCCAAGCAGAUCAACAUCCAGAUGCCCUUCUCGCUCAAGAAGCAGCUCGUGGAGGACUGGAAGAACGUCACGCAGGCGCCGCACAAGCUCGUGCCGCUGCCCCGCAAGCCCAACGUCAGUCAGAUUAUCAAGACGUACUUGGAGUUUAAGAAGAGCAAGGUGCACGAGGGCGAGGCGAGCGAGGAGAAGGAGUACAAGAACAUUGAGGGCAUCAUGCAGGGCGUGCAGUCGUACUUCGACCGCGCGCUGAGCUCCAUCCUGCUCUACCGCAUGGAGCGCCGGCAGUACCAGGAGCUCCGACAGAACCAGAGCGAGGAAGUGCCGCUCUCGCAGAUCUACGGCGCUGAGCACUUAAUUCGGCUCUUCGUGAGAUUACCUGUGCUUCUGGCCGGCUCCAACAUCGCUCCGCGCGAGCUGCACCAGAUCCAGGCGAGACUGAACGACUUCCUCAAGUUCAUCCAGAAGAACUCGGCCGCCUGGUUCGUCACGGAGUACGAGGCUGCGUCGGACAAGUACGUGGAACAGGCCACUGCUGCGGCCUCUUCAUCCUCGUAG
Molecule: messenger RNA, 1902 nt
Organism: Phytophthora sojae
Lineage: Eukaryota; Oomycota; Peronosporomycetes; Peronosporales; Peronosporaceae
Exons: 7
Coding region: 1-1902 (633 amino acids)
Biological process (GO): regulation of DNA-templated transcription; chromatin organization
Cellular component (GO): histone acetyltransferase complex; nucleus
Source: RefSeq, a predicted model, not a curated record